Eremomyces bilateralis CBS 781.70 is the source of this 1874-nucleotide messenger RNA. RefSeq lists its product as uncharacterized. The transcript is spliced from 3 exons. Bases 365 to 1627 code for a protein of 420 amino acids. NCBI's taxonomy places the organism in Eukaryota, Fungi, Ascomycota, Dothideomycetes, Eremomycetales, Eremomycetaceae. The record is from RefSeq and is a predicted model, not a curated record.
CUACGGUCUACUCCCUGUUGGUGGCUGCUGACGCUGUAAGAAGUGGUCAGCUGGACUCUCCAACUAGACAAUAUGUCUAUGAAUUCUCGAAGGAGGGUGAUAUCACUGCAGGUAUCAAGUAUCAGCUUCUCCAUGGAUUCCCAGUUCCCAACGAACGGGCUGAGAAGCUUCAGAUAUAUCAAUCCUUGUCCUCAAGGUGCAAUUUCCUUUAACGGAUGGUGACAUCCGUAGUAGGAGAGCACGAGUUGAUAUAUUUGAGAGCCGGUUCCCCGACUACCAUAAAGACCGGAAUCGUUCCACGUGCUCAAGACCGUAUGUCCUCCUGACCGGUUUCCAAGACCAAAAUUCGCUGCGUCCUCCGAACAUGCCCAUCUCCUUUACACCGUCUCAAACAGGCCGACCCGGCGAGGCAGACCUGCCCUUCACAGGAAACCCCUUCAAGCUGCUAUGGAAGGACCUUCUACUGUGUUUUCACCAUAUUAAUACCAUCCCGGGGAUUAUUCGCCCAUGGAACCCUUUCACAAGCCAUGAAUCGGACGAGUUGCACCUCUCACUGGUGAACAUAAAAUGUAUUGUGAUCCAUGGAAUCCUCAUCGUCCUCCAAACGAGCUUCCUUGUUUCCGUUCCGGUUCUAGUGUUCACUCUGUUCCCUGCGGUUUGGGUGAUCACAUAUAUUCUUGGGUUUGUGGCCCUGAACACCGCGAUAUGCAGACUGUUGAAUGGGACGGAGCGCACCCUGCAAUCGUCGAAGACAAUCCAGGAGAAGGCCGCCCAUCAGAAAGAGUAUUGGAUAUACCUCAACGGCGUCUCGGUCGGACGCGAUUGGAUUCAGGCCAACAUCAACCGUUUAUCCAUGACCUUCCGCCGCCCAGUUGUGGGAGUACAUAACCCGACGGCAGGCAUCGUGUUCGACAUGAUUGAAUGCCUAAUCCAACGGAACUUUUGCUACGCCACCGCAGACGUGCGCAACGCGCACAGCCGUAUCAAAGAGGCCUUGCUAGACCGGAGCUAUGAAAAGAUCAUCUUCAUUCUGCAUAGCCAGGGGGGGAUUAUGGGUGGUCUCAUCAUCGACUGGCUCCUGGACGAGCUUCCCCAUGACUGCUUGAACCGACUCGAGGUAUACACUUUCGGGAACGCGGCGAACCACUUCAAUAACCCACUCCGAGGCGAAGGGAGCGAGGGGGGUCCGAACGGACGGAAGGCCAUCAAAGCCAUUCGCCAUGUGGAGCACUACGCCAACGAGGGCGAGUUCGUGGCGAACUUCGGGGUGCUGCACUUCUUCUGGAACAAAAACCGCUUCAUGGGCCGGCUAUUUCGCAGCUCGAAUAGCGGCCAUUUGCUCAACCAGCAUUACCUCGCGGAGUGCUUCCCGCUCGACGAGAACGAUCGCGUGUUGGAAUCAAACCCGUUCAUGGAUAUGGUUGUAGAGCACGCCGGUGAAGCAGAGGAAAGAGAACACUUUACGACCGAAUUGCAAUCUAGAGGAGGAGAUGAAGUAGAAGAACCUGUCGUUGCGGACGUCAAUAGUCCUCUCAGUCCAACGCAUACGGCGACACUACACACUCAUAGAGUGAAGGAUUUCAGUCGGCUGUGGCUCUAUCGAAACGGAAGGUCGCCGACAUCUUAACCAUCUUGAAGCUGGUGCCUUGUACAGAGAAUAAAAUGGGACAAGCAGAAGAACAUUUCUCAACUCUGGAGGACGAGAUGGGAUCGAUUUCACCUGCUUAGUAGUAUGGAGUUUUCUGGGGCCGCAAGUUAGGGGUCAUCUCCGAGUGUCUACUGGAAAGGACACAGAGCUGAAUUCCAACAAUGUCCAUUGUUUAUGGACAGUAGGAAUUGUAAUAAUUACCGAUCCUAAUCUUAAAGCUGUAGAU